Messenger RNA from Trypanosoma cruzi, 2049 nucleotides. RefSeq lists its product as uncharacterized. NCBI's taxonomy places the organism in Eukaryota, Euglenozoa, Kinetoplastea, Trypanosomatida, Trypanosomatidae. The record is from RefSeq and is a predicted model, not a curated record. The coding region runs from base 1 to 2049 and encodes 682 amino acids. The transcript has a single exon.
AUGGGGAACUGCGAGGAAUUGUCGUACGAGGAGGCUCACGCCGCACAGACGCGCUCCGGGCCGACGGUCCUGUCGAAAGAACAUCAACGCAAGAAUUUGGAGCUCCGCUCCCGUUUGCGUGAUGUUCUCCCUGUUGACGACCGCCAAAAACUCUCUGACUGUGAUCUGCUCUACCGGUUCCUCAUUGGCAGGCGGUGGGUGGUGGAGGCGGCGGAUGCAUCCUUGCGAACGUACGUUUCCCUGCGUAAAAAAAUGAACUUGAACACUAUAAUCGCAGAGAAAUUUUCGAAGGAAGUUGAAACGACCGCCUCGUGUUUGUACGGGUUUGACAAGGAGGGAUUUCCUGUCAUGUGGAAUACACCCGACAUUCCGCUCUUGGUGAGGAUGCUGAAGGAUGGAUUAGAGAGAGAUUUGCUGCGGGUGCAAAUGCAGUCGAUGGAAAAGGCACGAUUUUUGGCGAAGGAGCGGCAUGUAGACCGUUGCACACUUGUAUUGGAUCUUCGUCACGUUGGUAUUUCAUCUGCCAACUCCGUUAUAUUAUCUUUUUCGCGUGAGUUGGCGAAGAUCAUGCAGGCAUAUUACCCGGAGAUUAUGUGCCGCAUGCUUGUCUUCAACGCUGGUUGGGCAGUGGCAGGGGCGUGGAAGAUGUUAAGGCCGUUUGUUGACCAACGCGUGCAGGAUAAGGUACGCUUCUUUCCUGGAGCCCCCACGAUGGAGGCUAUUCUUCCGUUUAUUGACGAAGAUCAGUUCCCGCCCUCAUUCGGAGGAAAAGGCACACGAGAUGUUGCAGCGGAAAUGCUUCAGGCUGAAAUCGAACACGUGCAAGGCAUCCCCGUGGGGGAAUCACCGCAGGGGACCUCAAACACAGUGGUGCCCACCACAACGGGCCCAACGGCGACGAAUGUAUCCAUAACGGCGAUUUCAUUGCCGCAUUCCGUACACCCUGGUUCUUUAAGAGUGAUGGGGGAAAAAAUGGGUAUCAGCACCACGCCACCUUGCUUGCCAGACGAUACUUCCGUGGGAGUUGGAUCGGGGAGUGCCGAUGCGUUUAGCACAUGCGUCUCGGCCGACAAUGAGGCGUUGGAGGUGUUUAGUUUCUGCAGCUCCAUUCGUUCUGACAGCGACGAUGCGGUUUCUUUGCCAUUGAUACAAAUAGGUUCACUGGAGGCCCUGGAGCUAUCUGACAAGAAGAGGGGCGGCCCCGAAUCUCGUGCGGGGAAGGAGCGGCAGGUGCAAUUUUUGGUGCCCGAAAGGACGUCGAUGUCUAUUAAUCUAACAGAGUACGCGGAUGACAAAAUUAUUGGAUUUUUUGGCAAUAAAUUUGUUGGGGAAGUAGAACAUAACUUUGUGUACGGCGCUUCUGAAGGUUUUAUGGAAAAUGUUCUUGUGCCGCGAACCUCUUCGUCUUUCUCUUCUUCCCCCACCGCGUUUUUUUCAGCACCGUCUGCGGUUCGUGAACGGGUGAUGAUGGGGGAGUUGCUGAACGAGAGUGGUCAUCGCAUCCAUCCCCAUGUGAUUGUCUGCGAUGCCCAACGGCGCGCCCGCUUUGUCUUGCGGAAAAGUCGGCUACGUCGGUGUGUGGACGUGUUUCAGUUCUUGGGCGGGGCAAACGUCAUGACAGACAGCCUGACGCGCCACACUGUUUCGGGUGAAAGGGUGAAACUGGCGAAGUGCGUGCCGCACCGUGAGGACACCGACGACCCGACGGUGUGGAUGAUGAACGCCGUGACGGCGGACGGCAGCAGGCAGCUGCGACAGCAGCGAGCCUCGCAGUGCUUGGCGGAAAAGAAGGGACAAACACUCAUCGCUUACGGCAUGCUAGCGGCAAUGGCGCCCAUUGACGUCUUCACGUUGCUUGUUGGUGUCUGCCGCGUGUGGGAGGCGGGUGUACGCCUUGCACCGCGGGGCUGCGGGAUUCCCAAAGCGAAGAAUCUCUUCGGUGUGCAGAUGCCGUUGGUCAAACCAGCGAUUUUUCGCAGGUUCUGGCGGCCCGAAUCGUCCAUGCCUGCCACGGACGCGAAUCAAGAAACCGAAACGCAUCCGGAAUAA